Phlebotomus argentipes is the source of this 6438-nucleotide messenger RNA. RefSeq lists its product as uncharacterized. The record is from RefSeq and is a predicted model, not a curated record. Gene Ontology annotation, cellular component: nucleus. The transcript is spliced from 8 exons. Gene Ontology annotation, biological process: regulation of DNA-templated transcription. The coding region runs from base 1696 to 3990 and encodes 764 amino acids. NCBI's taxonomy places the organism in Eukaryota, Metazoa, Arthropoda, Insecta, Diptera, Psychodidae. Gene Ontology annotation, molecular function: DNA-binding transcription factor activity; cis-regulatory region sequence-specific DNA binding.
GCAGUUUUUGAGCAUGAAAAUGGGCGAUAAUUUCCUGGCCUUGUUGGCAUUUUUGCGGUUUUUCAACUUGUCAAUUUUAUAGGUAAAUUUGUGUGAGAUUCACUUUUAUCUGGGGAGAGUUUAGCAACACAACUCACUUUAUCGCGAAUAGGGAUGGAAGAGUGUGAUUUUCCAAAUGGUUUUAGAGAGACGCGAUGUAUGGGUGUUUGUUGAAAGUACAGCUAACAUUAUUAUUACAACUGCGUCAUGUUGGUGGUGUGCCAAGAGGUUUUGUAUUAAAUGGGUGAGAGACAGAGCGAGAGAGAGGACGUAUGAAUUAUAAUCUGGCCAAUGUGCACAAAGUACGUUACCAUACCAACCGUUUAUGAUAAAAUAAGUGUAAGAGAUAUGCCAAGAGAGGGAGAGAGAGAGAGAGUCAUAUACCUUUUCCCACUGACAAUAUAUACUCUAUUUAACAUUUUUUAUUUGCCAUGUGUAAUUGUGGUUUGGUGUCGCGACAAUUUUAUUAUUUGUGAUGAUGCCUUCUGUGUAUUUGAAUACAUGGUGUGUUGUUUGAUUCUCAUGAGUGUAUGAGGGGCGCAAUUAUGAUAAAAUAUGACAUUUUGAUACAUGUAAUGACAGCAUGUUGACUCGCGAGAGAGAGACAAUUUUUAGGGAAGUGCGUUUUGUUAAAGAAAGUCUUUGGGCUUGCUGGUACUGCUGCCAGUUUUGGAAGUGGUUGAAUUGAAGAGAGAGAGAUUCAGUUUCUCGAGGCUCGCCGAAUGGAGGAGGCCAAUCAGCCGAGAGUGUGAGAGAUGCAGAAAGAUUGUGUAUUGUAUCGGCAACCAGCCAGAACAUCAAGUUUUUGGGCUGUUCGGUGGCGAAUGAUGAUGUGGUUAAAUUCUUCUGUAUGUACACUGCGAUGAUCAGUGUUGUGUAAACGUCGUCCGGAAUAUGUUACGGAAUAAAAAUGUAUACUUUUCGCUUGCGAUUAUGUUCAGCGAGAAUGAUGUCUAGCAAUUCGCGAAUGUAUUAAAUUUCAGGGGGGAGAGAAAAGGUUUGACUCUCUCGCAUUUUCGCGUAUGGCGUUUUUCAUCGUCAAGGUGUCUAUAUUAAGUGUAUAACACAGAGAGAAUUUGGUGGAUGAGGCCGGGGCUAUUGAUAAAGUGACAGAGUGAGAAGACUGCAGAGGAAGAAAAUUCCAUUAGCCCGGCAUCGAGAGUGAGAGGGAUAUUGAUGGGUGAGAGAGUGGAGAGGAAAAGUCCCUGACGUAGGCAAUUUUUCGCCAGUGUGUUUGCACGCCGGCGAGAGGAGAAGACAGAAAGAAAGACGUGAAAUUUUUCUAGAGCAGCGACAAAUGCGCUCACGGCACAGGCGGAUUUUCGGUGGUGUUGUAUCGUGACGAGAGAUGAAUGUGUUAAUAUAUCGGCUACUCGGUCGGCGGGGAGAGUGCGUCUGAUUGUAAUAUCUGCGAGUGACUGAGGAGCUCAAGUAUAGUGCUAUCUCUUUGGGCAGGGGAGUUGCGAACUCUGUGCACAGGACGCUUUUUUGAGUGUUGAGAAAAUUGAUCAGAAUUGGGGGAAAUAUGUGAAGUUACAUGUGAACUUUCUGAGUGAGUUGACAAAAUUCUGAAGAGAAAAAUAGCUUUGCAAAUUACUCUUCAAUUGAGUUUCCCGUGUGGAUUUCUUGGAGCCAUUUUCACUUUCUUGGUGAAUAAUGAGAUUAAUGUCACCUGAAAGGCCUCCAUCGCAGGAUGGUGGUCCAAUGUUGGAAUCACCAAACUUAAUAAUGUCAUCAAUGCCGAUCGAGUCGAGCCAUGUGAUCCUCCAGCAGCACAUUCAGUACAGCAAUCCGGGGAUUGGCGGUGGCGGCGGCGGCGGAGACGGAGGGGGUGGCGGCGGCCACAUUGUGAUAAAUGGAAAUGGUGUGGCGACAGGAAGUGGUGGCAGUCGGAGUGUUAAUGGCCAGGGAACAGUUGCCGUGGAGCAAACGGGGUCUUCCAAACUAUUGGUGCUACAGCAGACCAGUGACAAUUACAUUGCUGCAACUAAUGAGAAUAAUGGUGUUGGAAAUAUUGUGCUGCUGGCGACGGAACAGAUGGAAAUCAAUCCGGGCGAUCACAAUGGGAUUGUGACGUCGGCAAAUGGUGGCGAUGAGGAGUUGACGCCGCUGACAUGGCUUCACAACAAGGACCUCCUCAAGGGAAUCAAUCUCUCGUGUGCAAAAGUUCAGGCGAGCAAUGACACGCUGAUGAAGCAGAGCGCCGGUGCCAUGUCGCCUACAAGUGACUUCCUGGAGGACUCGUGUAUAUCUGAGGACAACACGUCAUCUAUUGUGUCCACCUCGGAUCAGAGCAUUGGGAUUUACAGCACGGAAACAUCACCAAAGUUGUACAUAAGUCCCAACAACAACAAUAACACCAUUAACAAGAAUCGCAAUCACUUGUCAACAUCAACGAGGACUUCGACGAUUCAAGUGAGUCCGGGCGGUACGACCACUGUCAUUGAAUACCACUCGAGUGGGAAGCAACAGAAUGGUGUGGGUGCGACAAGUGGUGGUGCUUCCACCUCGACGUCCAGCACCACCACUACCUCGACGCCCCAUCAACAUUUCCACAAGAAGUAUCUGCGUGAGGAACACGUGAAGACGCUGCGACAGAGCCAGAACGACUCGGGAUUCGUGUCACCCACGACAGUUGGGCAGUACGAGAGCCAUCAGCAGCAGAUUGUCACUCCACCGCAACCGGUUUCGCCGCUCAGGCAUCGCGGAAGCGGCAGCGGUCAGCAUGGGCAGAAGACACCUCUCGCCACGACUCCAUCGAAGCUGAAGCACCCCACGAAUCAGCCCUACGAUCCACAGGUGCACACCACCAAUAAGCCACCGUUCAGCUUCAGCUCCCUCAUCUUCAUGGCCAUCGAGGACGCUUCCGAGAAGGCACUGCCCGUGAAAGAGAUCUACGCGUGGAUCGUGAAACACUUUCCCUACUUCAAGACGGCUCCGACUGGCUGGAAGAACAGCGUGCGCCACAACUUGUCGCUCAACAAGUGCUUCCAGAAGGUCGAGAAGGCUCCGAACAUGGGAAAGGGAUCUCUGUGGCGUGUGGAGCAACAGUAUAGGCAGAACUUGAUUCAGGCACUCACUCGUUCGCCUUUCCAUCCAUUUUCAACCUUUGACAAGACUGUGUACAAGACUCAGCAAGGGUCAAAUGACUCCUCCACUAUCUCUAAGUCAUCGGGUGGACGUCCAUUGAAUGCCUCUCUCACGCCUCGCCUGAACAAAUUCAUGGCCGAACUCGAUGCGCCGCCAGAGCCGCCGGCGAGUCCGCCGAUUGAGGAUGAGUAUCGUCACUUGACGUCGUACAGCUAUUAUGAGAACGGCACCAACGCCAUGCUCAAUGUCCUAGUCAACAGUGAGAAUGGCGGGAGUGCCACGAGCAGCAACAGUGGCAGUCCGGAGAAGAUCGUGCGGGACUGGAGCGCCGACAGCAGUAUCGAGGAUGUUAAUGCUGCCACGGCGAUGCUGGCCCUCAAGCAUGGGCCCAAAGUGUUCUCUGAGAGCUAUCAGAGCGGGCGUCCAGUGAUCACGUCUUCACCGAGUGAGGAUCACACGUACUCAGCUGGUGGGAAUAACAAUGGCACAGCGUCGGGAAUCGGCAAUUUGUCAGCGAACUCAUCCAACAGCAACAGCUUGGACAACACGAGCAACGGCACCUCCUCGGAUGCUGCCUACGAGAGCAGUGAGGAAAGUCAAAUGACAUCACGCGCUCAGGAGGAGCUCGAGGAGCAGCGCCGCAAGGCGGAAGGUGUGGAUGCUCUGCUGAAUUUGGCCGGCGUGUCACUGCCAUCCACCGCACCCAUAAUGCUGAAACGCUCCUCGGUGGACAAUCAAUAUCACUACCAGACAUCAUCGACGGACGCAGAGACGCCGCUGUCGUCGCCAUCGCCGUCGAAGCGCUCCAAGCAGCGGCCGAUUCGCAGCAAACUCAAGAAGAAGGCGGCGUGGUUGCGGUAAUAUCAGAUGCAUCAAGAGCUACUAGGUAGUCUCGAGUAGGGAAGAAAUUGUGUUGAUUUUAUCCUUUCUUUCGCAUCUCUUCCAACUAUUUUUUACAAUCAUGAUAAUCUAUUAGUUGUCGUGUAGUGGAGAAGGAUUGAUAGGAGUUCUGUUUUAACCUCUAGUUGACGUGUAAUAGAAGAUGCAUAUAAAUUAUCAUAGUUGCUAAAUAGUGUAACCACUUACACCACAGCUCUGUGCGCGAUGAUGGAGAAAUUCUCAGAUUCUCCAGUGAGAGAGCGAGAAUAGAGAAGAAGCACUUAAGUGGAUCAAUGCAAGAUGAGAAGGAAAAAAGUGUUCUGUAAAGCAAUUUUUCCGUGUUGGCUUUGUUGAAAACUGACUAUGGCGAGAGGAGAUGAGAGUUGCAUUAAAUUACCAAUAUACUAUAUAUUACACUAUAUAUUAGAAUUAUUAAUAAAUAUGUUUACAAGACAAGAGAGUCCAACAAAAGUAGCUAUAUAAACAACAAAUUGAAGCAAUAUGAGCGACGUAGUUGGUGUUACUUUGCGAGUUAUGCGAUGAUGCGAGACUUCUUUAUUUCUCAAAAUUCACACAAACACUCUAUCGAGAUUGCUUUCCAGACUUUCGAUCAAUGUCCUGUUUUCGAGAUGCAAGUACAAAGAAGAGUGAGCGAUAAAAGGAGGGUAGAUUUUUUCAAAAUUCAACCGCGAUGAAGCAUGCAAUUGUUGGGCAAAGAGAGAGAUAAAAACACUCUGAAGAAAGGGAGUAUUUUAGGAAUUAGCGACAAGAGAUACGUAUAGAAAGUUACUUGAAGAUUCUGUUGAGUUGACUUUAAAAUACAUUAUGUUGUUUGAACUUGUUAAAUGUUAGCGAAAUUGUCACACUUGAUAAGGUAUAAAAAGAUGGGGUGGGAAAAUAGGGGGAGAAUAAAGAUGAAUUUCACGCUUCUCGUCUAACAAAAUGUGAAACAACAAUCAAUGCAUUAAGCAAAAAAAAGGGAGUGAAAAAGGUACAUUGAGCAUGAAAUAUGGAUAUUUUAUUACCUUGGAAUGAAAACAAAUCGUGAGAUUAGCGAAAGAAAGUGUGUUUUAAAGUAGUGUGAUGGAUACAAAAAAAAAACCGUAGCUGAGGACAAACAGUGAAAGAGUAUGAGAAAAGAUACUGAAGACGACAUAUUUUUGAUGAUAAUAAAUUAUAAAUAGCACACACAACACAUUUAAGAAAUGAGAAACAAUGGUAGUAAAUAUUUACGCCAAAGUAAUUUGCUUAUCUAGUGCUUUUACUUUUAAGGGAGAAAAAGAAAAAUCGUAUACAAGAUUGCGAGAGGAAAUCAGUUUUAUGACGAGAACAUGACGAACAAUGGAGUAGAGAAAAUUUUUAAACAAUGUUACCAAAUUCUAAAGAAAGAAAAACUAUUAGCGCUUUCCUGUUACACACGUGAAGAAAAAAAUAUUGAUAAAUGAUAUUUAGUGAGUCGCGAGAUGGGAAAUUGAGGUGAUUUUUUGUCAGUAGAGCUUUUCUUUCCUCAACAAUGAAAAGAAAAAGGCGAGAGCGAAAGUUGUGAAGGAAAGACACACACACAAUCACAUAACUUGUUAAAAGCAAUAUUAUAGGAAAGGAGGUUUUGUGUGAUGAUUUUCUCUUUCCACAAAUCUUCUCUCGGGCCUUUUUAUUGUGAAUCAACGUGAGAUUCCUUUCUUAAGCUGGCUUUCAUGGCAUUUCACAGCGCGCGUUAUUUUCUUAAUGUUUCUUCAAAAUGUGCCAAAUGCUUGAUUUUGAUUUGAUUGAAUGUGUUUUUAUUUGUUUUAAACAUUCAGUAAUGCAAUCGUGCAUCUUACAAUGGCAUUAUCCGCUAGUUCAGCAUUUAGUGCCAUAAUUCUUAUUCGUAUUUCGACCACAGAAUUGUAUAAAAAAAAAGAAAAUCGAUGGAAAAUGCUUAGUCACUUCACUACCUCUUCCCUUUGAUGAUUUAUUUUUGCCUGAUUUCUGCCCCUCAAACUGUCUUCCAAUCUUCAACAAUUAGGAUAUGCUAGAAUAGUUAAGAAAUGAAUGUUGUUGCUGUUUCCAUUUUUAUUAGAUAUUUUUUUUGAUUUCUUAUCUCUCAGAGGAAAACAAUGAGUUUAAUUCGGCUGCAAAUGCUUCUCUCGAUGCACGUUAGGAAAAAAGAACUAAUAAACGAAAGCAAUACAGUAGCAAAAUGUUCAGCGAAUAAUUGGUAUAGAUUUUAUGGUUUUUCCUUGAUUGGUUAAAUGUACGCCUUUUUCUUCCACACAAGACAGAAAGGGAGAGAGAGAGACAGAGAGAGAAGAGUAAGGAAAUUUGAUUGAGAAGAAAGAUCACUAUCAUUAGCCGUUAAUACUUAUUAUUAAUAUUGAUUCUAAGAACCUUAAAUAUAUUCAUACUAUGUAUAUUAUGAGAAAAUAUUACUAUAAGAAAUCAAGUGAAGAA